Molecule: messenger RNA, 1501 nt
Organism: Phragmites australis (common reed)
Lineage: Eukaryota; Viridiplantae; Streptophyta; Magnoliopsida; Poales; Poaceae
Product: transcription factor LAF1-like
Exons: 3
Coding region: 327-1214 (295 amino acids)
Source: RefSeq, a predicted model, not a curated record
GCCCAAGGCCAAAAUUCAGAAGCGCUAUUUAAUUCCCUCCUACUACGUCUCGAUUUUUCCAUAAUGCAGAAUUGCACACACAAGUAAAGGGAGGAAAUUUGCUGGGAUGGUAGCGUCCUGUUUACUUCCCAACCAAAGAAAAAGAGAUAACACGGGAGCUUCAUGGCCCUUUCGUGCCUAUAUAAGUCCUACCAACUGCGCAUCCUGUUGAGAGACGCCAGAACGCUCCAUUCUGAAGGCGUGUAGCAGCUGCUCUCCGGCUCUGCCCUCUCUCUGCCGUCUUCCUGCUCGGAGCUUCGCGUGGCUUGUCGCGGCAUUCGGCUUCAAUGGGGUGCAAGGCGUGCGAGAAGCCCAAGCCCAACUACCGCAAGGGCCUGUGGUCGCCGGAGGAGGACCAGAAGCUCCGUGACUACAUCCUCCGCCACGGCCACGGCUGCUGGAGCGCGCUCCCCGCCAAAGCCGGGCUCCACCGGAACGGCAAGAGCUGCAGGCUGCGGUGGAUCAACUACCUUCGGCCGGGGCUGAAGCACGGCAUGUUUUCCCCGGAGGAGGAGGAGACGGUGAUGAGCCUCCACGCCACGCUCGGCAACAAGUGGUCUAGGAUCGCACGGCAUUUGCCUGGGAGGACCGACAACGAGGUCAAGAACUACUGGCACUCGUACCUGAAGAAGAGGAUCGAGAGCAAGGAAGGACGAAGCACGCCCGCACCGGCUGCAACCAAUUCCGGUGCCGAUUCAGACUACUCCCAGUGCCUGAAGCCCGGGGACGGCACGUCGCCAGGACCGGACACCAGCAAGCCGACGGACUCCGGCUCGUCGGAGCCGCGCGAGUCGUCGUCGGCCGACUCGAGCUGCCUGACGGACCCACCGGCUGGCUGCAGGCCCCACGCGCCUGUGGCUCCCAAGGUCAUGUUCGCGGACUGGCUGGACAUGGACAUGGACUGCAUCUGUGGCCAGGCCGUGGCAGCAGCACCUGGUCUGGACGCUGCGGGCGUGGUUGGUGCGAGCGCGAGCCCAGGAGAUCAUCAGCAGGUGGCGAGCCAGGGGCCCGUGCAGGUCGACGGGCCAUCCGGUGUCGAUGUGUCCCUGCAUGGGUUCGGUGACAGUGGCGCCAGCUGCUGGGAGUUUCAGGAGCAGUUCGACGGCAUCGAUCAGAUGCAGACUGCCGGGUUCUGUGACCUUCUCUCCAUGAGCGAGUUUUUCGGGCUGAACUAGGCACGGCGGAUUGGUGGUCGUUGCUGAAGGGAUUUGAGUUUUUUUAAUCUAGAUAUUUCAGUGAAAGCUUUGUUUGUGUUGUAAAUUAUUGUCGUGUAUGUAUAGAUAGAGGAAUUUAGAAACAUAUUAAGUCUAGGGCCAUGAAGAUUGUUGCUACGGUUUAAAUUUUGUCGUGUUUGUCGCAGUUUGUUUCGGAGAGUAAGAAAGGAAAGAAGGAAGAGAAAGUAAUAAGAAUUGCACGCUUGUAGCUAGUUAUUGGUUGCACAAUUUGUUUUGUGUCUUGUUAA